UUCGAAGCUUGUAUUCCUGCGACCUUCAGUUGGAGGUCUCAAAUCAAUGGUUCAUCCGUUGACUAGUGCUUUGACAAUCGUUUCCCUACGUAGGAAUGCAUAUUUGAUCCGGCGAGCUAUCCGAACGGCUGUCCACUGGAAGAAGCGAUGUACACUCCGAGUCCUGUACCCCAGCUUCCACCGGAAUUAUGGGAACAGGUUAUUGAUCAUCUAUGGAACGACACUCCGACACUACGGGAAUGCAGCCUUACGUGUCGAGUAUUUUUCACAUCCUCGCGAUACCACCUCUUUUAUCGCAUCGAGCUCUGUUCGCAACUCGCCUGUUUGUGCUUUCGAGACGCGCUCGACUCCUCGAGUGCGGCUGGAACAGACAUUGCACUGUAUGUGAAGAUCAUCAAUAUCGUCGGCCUGCCUCUGUGCCGACUCGGCGACCAGUAUGACAGCGGAAACGCACUGUUGUUGCACGACAUCAUCACGCGAUUACCCAACGUCAGCGAACUGCAACUGGAUAAUGUUGACCUCGAUGUUCACCUCCCGAUGGAUUACUUGGAAACGGGCGAAGAGCUCCAAUCAUUCUCUCAUCUCUUCCCACUCCCUGACCUCAAGAGCUUACGCCUUUCCUCUGUUAUGGUCCAUUCCAUACAUGACAUCACACGCUUGAUAGCAGCGUUUCCUCGACUGUCCACCCUCAACAUAGAACGAGCACUCUGGUGGCAGGAUAAUAGCGACUCUCCACUGGCACCGACAGAGCUCGAGGACGCACGAGGCACACUACAGCACCUUGGACAUUUGUCACUCUUUACCGUGCCGAGUCCAAUCGACUUGCUGCGACGUAUACAGAGGUUCCCGUCGUUGCAAGCAACGCGGCAGUUUGGAUGGACAACAUAUGUUGCAGACGAGAAGCGCAUCCUCUUAGGCUUGCUGCGCGAUUCCGCGAGCAGCAUCAGGGUCUUGGAUCUCGUCACCAGAUAUGACUGUAAUAUUUUCGCAGACCUCGAUGCCUCCGAGUACGCCAACGUUCAGAGCCUCGAUCUGAACCUUGCCGCGUCUUCGCACGACCUCGACGCCUUCUGCCCCUCGCUUCCCCCGUUCCUUACGCAAUUCGACGCUACGAACCUACGCGAGCUUACCUUGGGCUUCAGCCUCUUCCGCCCGACGAACAUGUACUGGACGUUCGUAGACUGGGCCGCGAUGGAUGCCGCCCUCGUGCAACUGCACGCGCGCAAACCCUCACUGACGGUAUUGAUCCGCAUCGCCUUCGUUCCUGCGGCAGGUCUCUCGGACAAUGUCACGGCGGACAUCGCGGCGCCACUCGUCGAGUACUUGCCCCACACGCUGAGGGCACAGACCCGCGUUGGCGUUAGGUGCGACUUGUGCGACUCGAUGACUGGGGCAGUCCUCCGCCAAGGGAGUGUCCGCUGGCUAUUGUCGGACGGAGAAUGAAUCUAGGAUAUCGAAACUGGCGGCUGGCCAGUGGCCUUGACUAUCGCGCUCGGAUGUACUUAU
This is a messenger RNA of Rhodofomes roseus, 1506 nucleotides long. RefSeq lists its product as uncharacterized. Lineage: Eukaryota; Fungi; Basidiomycota; Agaricomycetes; Polyporales; Fomitopsidaceae. The record is from RefSeq and is a predicted model, not a curated record. The transcript is spliced from 3 exons. Bases 148 to 1443 code for a protein of 431 amino acids.